Neodiprion fabricii is the source of this 1568-nucleotide messenger RNA. Its product is annotated as abasic site processing protein HMCES. Gene Ontology annotation, molecular function: single-stranded DNA binding. Lineage: Eukaryota; Metazoa; Arthropoda; Insecta; Hymenoptera; Diprionidae. The record is from RefSeq and is a predicted model, not a curated record. The coding region runs from base 312 to 1280 and encodes 322 amino acids. The transcript has 6 exons. Gene Ontology annotation, biological process: DNA damage response.
ACUCCCUACAACUACCGGCUCUGUCACAUUGUGAUUGUAACCAUAAGAGAAUCCGUAGAUAGAGAGAACUACCAUUACCGCCAAAAUAAUACCCAUGGCUUGCUACCUUUACCAAUAUUUAAUCAACGCUUAAACAAUUAUAGAUUGGAAAUAAACGUGGGAACGAUUCGAACCAUUCGAACGCAAUUGAUGAAGUGUAAACAGUCGGCGGUUUGGCCGUCAAAGUUAAGCCGGCAAGUCAAUUUUGAACUAGACAGUGGAAUCGUGUUGCUUUAAACGGGUUCGAAGUUGAACAAAGUCGAACGGACGAGAUGUGCGGGCGUACUGCAUGCACCUUGGAAGCCGUGGAGUUGUGCCAAGCCUGCCCGCAUAAAGGUUCGGCGGGAAAAUACCGCUGGACUCGCUGGCAGGCGGGCGAUGCCGGAGCUGGAACUGGCUAUUGGCCCUCGUAUAAUCUCGCCCCGAGGGACAUACUUCCGUGCAUCGUUGCCGGGCGAUAUUUCAAUGUUGAGGAGGAACGAGUACUACAUCCUAUGGUGUGGGGAAUUAUACCUCGAUGGGUCAAGGGCGACUAUAGGGAGUACAAUGUAGCACCUUACAACGCUCGCUGCGAAGGCUUGUUUGAAUCCAAGGUAUAUUCUCAUCCUUUGUUACACGGUCAACGAUGCGUGAUAGUAUGCGAUGGUUAUUACGAAUGGAAAACAAGAAGGCAGACGGUCAAAGGAGUCAAGCAACCUUAUUUCAUCUACGCUAAACAGGAUGAAGGUGUCAAAAUUGAAGAUCGUCAAACUUGGAAAGCCGAAUGGUCGGAAAAUGACGGAUGGAAAGGAAUCAAGUUAUUAAAAAUCCCUGGGAUAUUCGACACAUGGUUGUCGGGAGAGAAAAAAAUAGUAUACAGUUGUUCGAUGAUAACUACCAGUGCCGAGGACAUACCGUCAUGGCUGCAUCACCGGAUUCCCAUGGUGUUGGAGAGUGAAGAAGAAGUGGCAGAUUGGCUGGACUUCACAAAUGUUUCAAUGCAGGAUGCGUUGGUAAAGUUACACCAUCCUCCAAUAGACUCUCUUCAAUGGCACCGAGUUGACCCAAGGGUGAAUGACUCACGAUUCAAUAACAUCUCUUGUUACAAGCCAAUCGUCAUUGGGGAGAAGAAAGACGAAGCGUCUUCAUCCGGCAUGGUGGCUUCUUGGCUACAAACUGGAAGUACGACAAGUGUGGAAGUUAAAUCCGAGAUUGACGCCGGCAAUGAUGAAUCACCUACCAAACGGUUUAAAUCAGGCUAAUUAUUUUCAACCGAAAGUAAAAAAACAUGUACCAUAGCAUAGUUUUUAAGUCAGCAUAGAGUAAAUACGCUCCUAUGUCGCAAAAAAAACUUUCUCAGGAAAACAAAAUUCGUUAACAUUGUCAUAGGUAGUAAGUAAGUGAAACAAUACAAAUACCAGUUAUUUCAGCUGUGUACAAUUAAUUGAUAAUAGAAACGAUGGAUAGUGAUAACCAAGCGACGUUGACAGAGAAUCUUCCUGCUCUGUGUUGCGAUGUACUUAUUUUUCGUAUUUUAAUAAAUUAUAAGA